Messenger RNA from Glycine soja, 2275 nucleotides. RefSeq names its product scarecrow-like protein 21. Gene Ontology annotation, cellular component: nucleus. Gene Ontology annotation, molecular function: DNA-binding transcription factor activity; sequence-specific DNA binding. Bases 313 to 2028 code for a protein of 571 amino acids. The record is from RefSeq and is a predicted model, not a curated record. Lineage: Eukaryota; Viridiplantae; Streptophyta; Magnoliopsida; Fabales; Fabaceae. The transcript is spliced from 2 exons. Gene Ontology annotation, biological process: regulation of DNA-templated transcription.
ACCCCUUCCUCAACUUCAUCCAAACCCCAAAAACACUCUGACACAACAAACACAAACACAAUCGUCAAUUAAAACAACAACAAUAUCGAAGCUGCACAAAUUAAUAUCCAACACUCUCAAGCUUUCGAGUUUCAAACUCUGGGCGCUGAAUUUGGUUCAUUUUUCUAAGAGUUAUAUAUACUUUUAUUGAAAUUGUUGCGGUUCAAGUCUGAACUAAAACAUUAAGUUUGCGGAGGCUGGUGCUUUUCUGAUUUGCCAGUCAAAUUAUUAAAUCACUUGUUCACAUAGAUCAGCUGAUGCCAUCAUCUUAGUAUGGAUUCACAACAGCUCUUCAGUUUCGGUGGUGUUACUAGUGCAGGAUUACCUUACAUGUCUUCUUUUCCCACUGUUCCAUCGCUACCCAACAGGCUACUUAGAUCCUUGAAAUAUGACACAGGAAACUCACCUAAUUCACCCUUUUCCACUUAUUUUGAUUCUGAUACUCUUUCAGCAUUGAGUGACGGCCAGGAGCAAUACAGCCCAGGAGAAAUCCUCUCUGGUGUCAGCUCUUCACUGGAAACCAACCAUUAUAUGUAUAAUAGAUCAAUCUCCACUUUGGACAGUUUCCCAUUAUAUUCUUAUCGGAACUCUCUUCUACAGAAUGCGAGUUCUAAUCAGAAAAUCCAACAUGCUUUGCUGGAGCUAGAAACUGCUUUGAUGGCCCCGGAUGACGAUCAAGUUACCACACCGAAUACAUUGGCCGAGAGACACAGGUCCUGGAACAAUGAGAACCAUGUGUCACAACAUAAUACUCAAGCUCAGCCAUCAUAUGCUACCGGCAAUAGGCAGUCAAGUGAAGUUGUGCAUGUAGAGAAACGGCAAAAGUUGAUGGAAGAAGAAGCAACACUGGAAGCUUUCCCACCAAACAAUUUGAAGCAAUUGCUGAUUGCAUGUGCCAAAGCCCUGUCUGAAAACAACAUGAAUGAUUUUGAUCAAUUGGUAGGAAGGGCUAAAGAUGCUGUGUCCAUCAAUGGGGAGCCAAUCCAGCGGCUUGGUGCUUACAUGGUAGAAGGGCUUGUUGCAAGGACGCAAGCAUCGGGGAAUAGCAUCUAUCAUGCCCUUAGGUGCAAAGAGCCUGAGGGUGAUGAAUUGCUCACUUACAUGCAACUGCUGUUCGAAAUCUGCCCCUACUUAAAAUUUGGUUACAUGGCUGCCAAUGGAGCCAUCGCGGAAGCGUGCAGAAACGAGGAUCGCAUACACAUCAUAGACUUCCAAAUUGCUCAGGGAACUCAAUGGAUGACUCUUCUUCAAGCGCUUGCGGCAAGACCUGGCGGUGCUCCCCAUGUGCGGAUCACAGGGAUUGAUGAUCCUGUUUCCAAAUAUGCUCGUGGCGACGGACCAGAAGUUGUUGGCAAAAGGUUGGCCUUGAUGUCUGAGAAAUUUGGCAUCCCAGUUGAGUUUCAUGGGGUGCCAGUUUUUGCUCCAGAUGUGACAAGGGAAAUGCUUGAUAUCAGGCCAGGAGAGGCCUUGGCUGUGAACUUCCCCUUGCAACUCCAUCACACAGCUGAUGAGAGUGUUCAUGUAAGCAACCCAAGGGAUGGACUUUUGAGAUUGGUAAGGUCACUUUCUCCCAAGGUGACCACAUUGGUGGAGCAGGAAUCAAACACAAACACAACCCCUUUCUUCAACAGGUUCAUUGAAACCUUGGAUUACUACUUGGCAAUCUUUGAGUCCAUUGAUGUCACCCUCCCAAGAGACAGCAAGGAGAGGAUUAAUGUGGAGCAACAUUGUCUGGCCAGGGAUAUUGUCAAUAUCAUUGCUUGUGAAGGCAAGGAAAGGGUUGAGAGACAUGAACUGUUCGGCAAGUGGAAGUCAAGGUUAAAGAUGGCCGGCUUCCAGCAAUGUCCUUUGAGUUCUUAUGUGAAUUCUGUGAUAAGAAGCCUUCUGAGGUGCUAUUCAGAACACUAUACACUGGUGGAGAAGGAUGGAGCCAUGUUGUUAGGGUGGAAGGACAGAAAUUUGAUAUCAGCUUCAGCCUGGCAUUGCUAAAACAUAGACUGUGUAGUAGUAGAAAUAUUAUGAUGAUGGGGGAAGCUGACCACGGUUUAUGUUUCAUUGCCAGUGCUAUCUCAUCUCAUGUACUAGUGUAGUAGUACAUUGAUUCUUUUAUAAAAUGUCACGUAUGUUAACUGUUCUUGUUCUAUAAAUAUUUCGAUCUUGUGCCUGAUCCCUAUGAACUAUGGGAAUCACAAAAUUUUGAACUGACUGUCUCAAUAAAAACAUUCUUUAGGGGGUA